Leguminivora glycinivorella is the source of this 1977-nucleotide messenger RNA. RefSeq names its product skin secretory protein xP2-like. Gene Ontology annotation, cellular component: cytoplasmic vesicle. NCBI's taxonomy places the organism in Eukaryota, Metazoa, Arthropoda, Insecta, Lepidoptera, Tortricidae. The record is from RefSeq and is a predicted model, not a curated record. Bases 117 to 764 code for a protein of 215 amino acids. The transcript is spliced from 3 exons.
ACAUUGCUUUCUUGCCGUUCUUGGAUUCGUCAAGUCAACGCAAAGUGUAGCGUAAUACAAUUUUGAGAUUCUUGAAAAUAUUCUUAUAAGAAAUAGUCGUUAAAAACUCUUUCAAGAUGAAGAAAGUAAUUUUUGUUUGCUUGUUGACCGUUUCCGUUUGCCUAAGCGAGACUCCGAAACCUGCGGAAGCGGCAGCUCCGGCACCUAAAGACGCAGCGUCAGCUGCCGCUGUGCCAGCACAGGGCUCCGCCGCCGUCCCGCCCGCUCAGGGAUCCGCCGCCGCCGCGCUCGCUCAGGGCUCCCCUCCCGCCGGCGCACCGUCCUUCCCCGCGCCCGGCCAUGAAGCCGCGCCCGCGCACCCCGCCGCCACCAACAGCACCACCGCCGGCACACCUGUCCCCAACAACGGCACGGCUACCGCCAACGGCACGGCUACCAACGGCACAGCCACCACCAACGGCACAGCCACCACCAACGGCACAGUCCCCCCCUCCGUCGCGCCUACCAACACCAGCAGCAACAGCACCGACAAGCCGGCGCCUAAGCCCGACGCGCCCGCGACGCACACCCCGGCGAAGGCCGACAACACGACGACGAAGGCCCCCGUCUCCACGGAGGCGCCGCCGCACGCUCUACAAGCCAGGGGUUUUGACGGCGCGAGCUUCGUCGGUGGCAUCAUCCUCACUCUCGGCCUCCUGGCCAUCGGGUUCAUGGGCUUCAAGUACUACAAGGCUCAAACCGAAAGGAACUAUCAUACUCUCUAAGCUUGAACACUUCACUUCAAUUAUCUACGUAAGUGCACCUUUUUAUUUCACGUACACAUAGAAGUACUUUCAUUUGUUUGACACUGAGUGAGUGGCGUAAGCACAUGUUCAGGAUACAGGGUGUUCUCGUUUAUUGGUGGCUGGUCAUUAAGUGUUAGUGCUCUGUGCAAGAUAGUCAAAAUUUGUGAAGCCACUGAUUUUAUGUUUAAAUGUUAGUUGUAAGUGUAUUUGGCAUUUAUCUUGCGGGUCUUUUGUUUUGCGUUAUUAUUGAAUUAGCAGCUUUUGUUUUUAACGGUAUUUCUAUGUUAUUAAAAUUUGAUUCAAUGUAUGUAUAAGAAUACUGAUAUUUUUUAAAUUUUAUCUGAUGUUAAAAAAUGUUAUAAGUCGAUGUUUAUAUAUCCACCUUUUCUAAACUAAAUCUGGUGCCAUGGCCGCCUCUCAGCAAACCGUAGCACUUUCUAUUAUCUGUAUUUUCUUCCUUUAUUGCAUUCAGACUUCAAUUUUAGUUUUUAAUAGAGAUAUUAUUAUUGUUAAGUGUAACUAUAAGGAAACGCAAUGUGAUGAUGAAAAUAAGGGUCUAAAAUAUUAGCUAUUUUGGUUUGGCACAUGUAAGAUGAAUCUCCUACAAAAUGAAUCCUCCUGUAUAAGGCCCAGCCCAGCGCAUGAACCAGUUAUUUAGUAAAUUAUUAAAUAGGUAUGAACUACCUACUUCAGUUAUUAUUAUUAACAACGCUCUGGGAAACACAAUACACUCGAAUUUUCUUGUUUUAAUCAAAACUUGUCUAGGAAGAAGUGAUGUCAAUGUGACGUUCCACGGGUAAAGGAACCUUAUAGCAGAUGGCGCUUACGUCGCGUAGUAUCGUAUUAGCGUUGAAACGUAAUGAAUAAUAGUGAAAGCACCGAUAUAAGGUACCUUCACCCGUAGAGAUUUUUGUGCGAGCAUUACCUGCAUUUGUAUGAUGAUCGCAAACUCAAAUAACAAAAGAAUCUCUUCUUUAUAGUGUCAAACCAACUCUGUAUAUUUUGAUUUUGUAAUUUUGCACGCUGAUAUUGUGAACGAAAGAUUCCAUCCUCAAGUGCUCUUAAUUGAUCUGAACUAUUUAUUGUAUAUUCUGAAGCUUUACAACCACUAGAAAAGUUUCCUGUCAUCUAAACUACUGCUAUCAGCUAAAUGUCACAGUCAAUAGUUAUAUGAAUAAAUUUAUAUACCAAA